AUGGACGAAAGUUCAUGCAUCAUUAAUUUCAAGGGAAAAGGCGGGCAAAUAAAAUAUUUAACCACUGAAACAUUAAAGAAAAUAAUCGAACGAAGAAAACAGUGGCUGAAUCUCCCUGAAAAAUACGGAGAAUUCAGCGAUAUUGCGGAGAAAACGUACGCUCAUAUCCCUGUCAACAAAGAUGAGGUAUGUGAACAUGACGAAAAACUUGGUUAUCAUGUUUCUUGCUAUCGAAAUUUUACCGACAAAACCAAGCUUGAGAGAGCGGAAUCAACGCUUGCGAAUUUAAAGAGAAAGAAAGACGAAUGUGAUAAACAAGACGAUGAUCCUGUUCCACAGAAAAGGACACCGACAAGGCAGUCGUCCCGAAUUCAAAAACAAAGCUGUUCUCCUACCACUUCUAUUUCUGUUCGUGGAAAUAUUCUACCGAAAAGGUGCUUGGUUUGUAAAAAAGCAAAUCCUAUUAGUGUAUUUGAACCGGUGAGUAUAGUGAAACAUUGUUUUUAUUUAUUACUUUAAAUAUAAGAGAGGUGAUCUGAGGUUGUUCUUAUUAUAAAGCCCGAAUCAAGUGAGAGCGGAGGAUCGCAAGUUGGCAGUCAAGAUUUACUAUCGUAACAGUCGUUUUAGCAUUAACAAAAUAACUGCUUCGAAAGUGUUCUAAACACGUAUAAACUAUGAGAUAGCGUGAUUGCCAACUUGCGUUCCCGUUUGAUUCAGGCUCUAAUUAUAGUUUCCAUUUUUGUAGCACUCGCGAAAGUAUAAAAAACAGUUCCUAUCAUUGGCACAAACAAUUACGGCAGGAGCCUUACAAGAAGCAGCCAAACUACAUAAUGACACUGAUUUGUUUCGUGACAUUGCAGGGAAAGACUGUGUUGCAAUUGAAGCACGGUAUCAUAAAAAGUGCUAUUUACAGUAUACAAAGAUUUUAACACGCAAGAUCAAACCUCUUGGUGCAACAGUUUAUGACAAUGCGUUUGACAUUUUUUGUGCUGAAUUGUUGGUAACAAGGAAAUACUUCUUCUCAGCUAUUUGCUGGUGGAAUUUAUUAAGAUUGUCAAAAAAUUGAAUGGAGAAACUAUUGUGUACCAAUCAACUAGGUUGAAGAAUAGGAUCCAAGCGCGUUAUCCAAAUAUUGUCUUCCAUUCAUCAAAGAUGAUGAUCAAAGGUAUUCUCAAUCCUGUAGCCAAAUUCAACUGACAAUAUAAACAAAUCCCUCAUUAUUUUGUGUUUUCUUGAUCCCUGUAUUGGGUUUUGGAGAUGUAUAUUUUUCAGUUUUGUUUUUUAAAGGUAUCCUUGUGUAUGCAGAUUGCGUUGUUACAGGAGAUGUAGCUGAUGAAGUGAUGGAUACAAGUAAAGAUGAAGACACAGAUGAAGAGGAUGAAAAUAGUGAUGAAGGCUGCCGCAUGAUUACAAAUUAUGACCCAGAUGAGAUGUUUUAUUGCCCUUUGUCUCAGUUGUUUUUAUGUUGCAAUGAACUUAAAAAAUCUUCUUAAUAAUAAUAAUAAUAAUAAAGGGAUAAGUGUAGUUUGGCCACACGACUCGCAUGACCUAUCAAUGGAAGAAGCAACCAAAUCAAUCCCCUCUAGAUUGUUUAAUUUCAUUGCUUGGAUGUUAGGGUUUUCAGUUGAACCAGUUGAAGAGAGUAAGGUAUCCAUAAGUGACAGCGAAACUUGUAAGGUUGUUUCGAUUGCACAAGAUCUCGUUUAUAUAGCGUCAAAAGGAUAAAAGUUUACGCACAAGUCACUAGCACUCGCAAUGGCCACUCGCCACAUUAAUGGUUCUGUUAAGCUUGUUAAGAUUAUCCAUGGUUUAGGGCAUUGUGUUUCCCCAGCAACAGUAUAUAAACAUGACUCAGCGUUAGCUUUAAGUUGUAAUAAUACUGAUCAGAAGUUAAUUAUUCCCAGGAAUAUAAAUCCAGGAUCAUUUUCAACCAUAAUAUGGGACAACAAUGGUUUUAAUGAGGAGACAGCAUCGGGAAAAGGAACUGCUCAUGUUGCCAAUGGUAUAAUUGUGCAAACAAAAUCCAGUGACACACCAUUAUUACCGAAAAUGGAAGUUAACAAAACAGUACGCACUAUCAAACCUCCAGAGACAGAUAUUCUUCCUUAUUUGUUGGUCAAGAAAGGACUGCCGUCUUUAUUCAGUCACAAAGACGAAUUAGUCAUGGAUAAUAAGAGUCAUCUCCAACAUCAGAGUGAUGGAAGAAUAUUUGAUUUUGCAUAUAUUUUGUCCAAAUUACACCCUGCACCCAAUGGAGUAAUCUUACCAAGCUGGACAGCGUUCAACACCUAG
This is a messenger RNA of Paramuricea clavata, 2292 nucleotides long. The record is from the annotation of a GenBank genome assembly. NCBI's taxonomy places the organism in Eukaryota, Metazoa, Cnidaria, Anthozoa, Malacalcyonacea, Plexauridae.